UACGGAUUUAUGCUCGGCCAAAAGUGUAGACGACAUCAACAAUGAACACUGUGAAAACAUGAUGCGGCAAACAGCAAGUCUUUGGGCCAAGAUAGCGACACAGAAGUCGUUGCUACGGGGCAAGAAUGUGUUGACUCUGGAACAUUUCAUGCAAAAGAAGAAGGCGCUGAGCCUAUGGCGAGAGAUCACACGCGCCAUCGCUAAAAUCCCUGGAUCGCCGACGAAGAAGGAGAUGCGAGAAUAUGCGCGCACCGAGUUUGAGCGCCACCGAGAUGUGCAAGACAUUGGUCACAUUCGCUACCUCAUCUCGACGGGACGCACCCAAUUCGACGGCAUGAAGCGAUACAUCAACGAGCAGGUGCUAUAAGCAUUUGAUGGGCACAAGCAGAGCUCAGACUCAGACGGCAGGCUCGCAUUUUCUCUCCUCACACGUUUUCAUGCUAUCAUGCCUUUCUAAGAUACCCACCCAAACCACUAUUGCAUUGUCCUAUUAUCAAUUACCAAUUCCCAAAGGAAUCUCGUCACUUCGG
Molecule: messenger RNA, 530 nt
Organism: Aureobasidium pullulans EXF-150
Lineage: Eukaryota; Fungi; Ascomycota; Dothideomycetes; Dothideales; Saccotheciaceae
Exons: 3
Coding region: 59-367 (102 amino acids)
Cellular component (GO): mitochondrion
Source: RefSeq, a predicted model, not a curated record